AUGCCGUUGCCGGCGCCGGCGCUUUUCAGUAGUGAUCUUCUUCUCAGGGACUCUUUUUUUCUUCAGGUGAGAAUCAAAAUGGUUAUGGAACAAGAAUCAGAGUGGAAUUCAGCUCAAAAUAUCACGAUAAGUGAAGAUCUAGUGUCUGCUGCUAAGCGUCACCUCCAAUUUCUUGCUGCUGUAGACAGCAACCGUUGGCUUUAUGGAGGCCAAUCUUUGCAAUGGGCCAUCUACAGGUAUAACGCUUGCUGGCUUCCUUUGCUUGCUAAACAUUCUAAGUCUCAUGUCACAAAAGGACCUUUGGUUGUCCCUCUUGAUUGUGAAUGGGUUUGGCAUUGUCACAGGCUCAAUCCUGUCAGGUACAAAUCCGAUUGUGAAGAAUUUUAUGGAAAGAUUCUUGACAACCAUCAUGUUGCAUCCUCUGUUGAAGGAAUAUCAAGCAAUGAAACAGAAGAAAUAUGGAACAAACUGUAUCCCAAUGAGCCCUAUGAAAUCAACCUGUCACUUCCAAAUACAGAACAUUCAGAAAAGACCUACUACAGAGCUGAAAAGCAUACGAAAUACAAUCUUGUUUUAGCUAUUGAAAGACAAGUCCCUUUCUUUUACCAGUUACACCCUGCUUCUUACAGUAAAGACUUGGUGAAAUCACUUGGAAAGAUUCUUGAACAUGAUGACACAGAUCAAAAAAGAGGCAAAGGUCAGAAACUAGAUGUUGGAUUUUCUCAAACUAUAAAUCAAUGGGAGGAGAUGUUUGGUUCAAGGUAUUGGAGAGCAGGAGCAAUGUAUAGAGGUACUCCACCUUCUCCUCUCACAACCACUCAAGUUAUAUCCAAAAAGGUUGAUGGGUUUCAGAAAUCAAUCGAUCUUCCUGAAGAAAAUGUCAUUGAGGUUGUAUUGGAGAUUGUAGAAAUCAAAAACUUACCAAAGACCCAUAAGAAAAAAGUUUGGGUUUUUUUCAGUAAGGCGCAACCUGAUGGAAUCUUUGAUGUUAAAAGGAGAGUUGAUAUCCAGUCUGAAUCUGGGAAGAAACAGGUUGCUACAUUCCAGUGUGAGGCUAAUGGAUCUAUUCUCUUUGAACUUGUUUCUGAAUUAGAUCCAUCCAAAUCAGGUGAAAGUGAAAUUUUGGGUUGCUGUUUUAUGUCUUUGGAUGACUUUUUUACCCCUGUGUUUAAUCUGUGUGUGGAAAAAUGGUUUGAUUUGGUUCCAAGUUCUGGCAUUGUUGCUUCUGAGCCUAUUCGUGUGAGAGUUGCAGCCUCAUGCACUCCCCCUUUCUCAAAAAGCUCAAUCGUUUCCGGUAAGGGACAGUUUGCUGUGAGCGGUGGAUGUGGAGGUGGUUGUGGGAAUAUGGUGAAGGGUGGUGGAUGUGGUAGUGGUUGUGGUGGGGGGUGUGGAAGUGGUUGCGGGAAUAUGGUCAACAGUGGUGGUGGUUGUGGUGGCGGAUGUGGAAAUAUGGUGAAGAGUGGUGCUUGUGGUGGUGGAUGUGGAGGCGGUUGUGGGAAAAUGGUUGAGGGUGGUGGUGGUGGGGGAUGUGGAGGUGGCUGUGGGAAUAUGGUGAAGAGUGGUGGCGGAUGUGGUGGUGGUUGUGGGAGUAUGGUUAAAAGUGGUGGCUUAGAGGUAGCAGUUAAUGCAUAAGGGAUAAAAUAAGUGAUCCUUGUAUCUCGGGAAGUUUCUAAGUAAUUGAUGUGCUGCAUAAGUAUAAAUAAGUGUGCAAAUGGUGUGUAUGAAUGCCAAUGGUGUGUUGUAUUAUGCAUUAUGUUAUAAGUUAUGUAAUGAUGUAACCAUGGAUCUCUAACACAAAUCCUGGUUCAUAUAUGUAUGUAAACUGUGUUUGGACAUGGCCUAAUUUAAAUUAUGAUGACGUGGCACAGUUUACCAUGCUUUUAUGUUAAAAAAGAAUAGAUAUGGUUUGGGAUCUUGUUCUUCUUUGGAUUAUGUGACUCUUUUGCUGCCAUGACUUCAUAUUUUGUUGAAGACUGUAAGCUUCCUCCAUUAUUAGAACGAACUAACAACUUAUACAACUCAUGGAGAGAUAUAAGGUAAAUACAAAUGAUUUGUGUAUGAUAUUCAUAAACAACUUAAUGUUAUAAAAUGGCCAC
Messenger RNA from Lactuca saligna, 2096 nucleotides. The record is from the annotation of a GenBank genome assembly. NCBI's taxonomy places the organism in Eukaryota, Viridiplantae, Streptophyta, Magnoliopsida, Asterales, Asteraceae.